UUUGUUGCGUUUCUUUAAUAUUGGUUUGCCAUGUUAGUUUUCAUAAUGUGUUUAAGAACUAAACUAUCUAAUAAGUGGGAGUGUUUAUGUGAAAUUAGACAAAAAUCUUUUUGUGGAUGUAAACACUCAGUCGUAUUAAUUUGUUAUGAUUAGGGAUUUAAAUAUAAAAAGGGUCCCACGAAUGAAACUUAACAAUGAGUUUGGUACAUGGGGAUCAAUUAAAUAUGUUGCAUAACUUUGGAAACAAACAACUUGGCUUACCAAAAUGUGAGUGUGGUGAUCAACCAUUGUGGUAGGUCAACCAAUGAUCAUCAACUCUAUCUACAAUUCCCAAGAAAAUAAAGAGACCUAGAGCAUGAUUAAUGAGGGUUAUUAGGGUGGGGUUCUUAUAUUCCGAUAAGAACCCCACCCUAAGAACCCCCAUUAAUCAUGCUUUCGAAAAAAAAAAGCUAAAGUGGAGAAAAGUGGAAACAAGAAACGAGACCGUUUUAAAAGCAAAGACUAAUGCGAGACAAAUCAUUAUGGUUCCAAUUUGCUAGAUUUGUUAGAAUUAACAAUGUUGUGGGAUUAAGUUUUGAAAUUGACUGUGGUAACUCCGUAAAUUAUAGCUCGAGGAAGAAAUGAAGAUUGAUCCUCCCAUAAAAUCUGUUCUUUACCAGGUACAGUUUAUGCAACGAAUGUUGUAAGUUCCAUUUCUCUUAAAGCCAAGAGUUGUGUUGUAUGUGCAGGAUGAAUGAUACAAGCGAGAACUAAAGAGCUUUGCCAGUUUUUACAUGCAUGGAAUUAGAUUAAACAAAAGAAUACUCAGCAAGACAAAAAGGCCAAACGAAUUAGACGUCUGAUUUUGUUAAGUCAACAUACAGUUAAGGAAUUAUAUAUGUUGCAUAGUCAGUCAAUAGUUGGGGAAUGAAAUGUGUAAAUAUCGGGAAUUAAAUUAUCAUUUUCCCAAUAUUCUGAUAUCUGUUUCCUAUUACAACUGAAUAUCCGUAUCUGACUUUAAUCCGAUAACCCGGAUAUGUAGGCUUAUUAUGGCUCUCGAACUCUGAGUGGGAUAGAGAGAGAAGCAAAAGUAACGAUGGAGGUAUUCUACUACUUGGUGUUCGGAGUGAUGGCUGCCGUAGUAGCGGCUCUGGAAAUGAGCAAGAGAAACAAGGAUCAAAACACUUCUUCUCCCUUCAAUUCCUUCAAAAACAGUUACGUCCUCGUCUUCUCCGUCAUGAUGGCUGGAGAUUGGCUUCAGGGACCUUAUGUGUAUUACCUGUACAGCACUUAUGGUUUUGGUAAACGAGAUAUUGGUCAGCUUUUCAUAGCUGGUUUCGGCUCCUCUAUGCUCUUUGGAACCAUUGUUGGAUCUCUUGCUCACAAACAGGGUCGAAAGAGGGCAUGUGUACAUACUGUAUAGUUUACAUAGCUGCAUCACCAAGCAUUCUCCACAGAACACAGUUUUGAUGGUCGGUCGUAUCUUGGGUGGUAUUGCUACUUCUCUCUUGAAUUCUGCCUUCGAAUCUUGGCUCAUUGCUGAGCACAACAAGGUUAGUCUUUCUCUUAUUUUUUUCUACUUAUGAACCAUGAGUCUAGCUGGGUGUUCGAACUCUAUGUUUCUUAGAUGCUUGUUAGUGGUUUGAUAGAACAUAUUCUAACUCAAAGCAAUGUCUGCUUCUCGAUGAGUGGCACAGUCAAUUCUUGAUGGCUGUAAAAACAAUAGUUUCUCAAAAUUAGAUUGUUCUAGAAUAUAGCAAACCUCAUUUGCAAUUUUUUUUAUUCAAAGUUGGAUGUAGAAGAAAGUAAAGACUCUUAGUGUUAGCCAUGGCUGAUGUGAUUUUUUUUUUGCUUUUUCUGAACAACUAUGCACAAAGGAACUUUGACCAACAGUUGCUGUCACUGACAAUCUCCAAGACUGUUUUCUUUGGGAAUGGUCUGGUGGCUAUUCUUUCCGGCUUGUUUGGUAAUUUACUUGUCGACGUUUUUUCCUUUGGUCCUGUUGCUCCCUUUGACGCCGCUGCUUGCUUUCUUGCAAUUGGAAUGGUCAUCAUAUUGACAACAUGGUCUGAGAAUUUCGGAGAUCCAUCUGACAGCAAAGAUUUGAUGACUCAGUUCAAAGUCGCUGCUAUAGCAAUUGCUUCAGAUGAAAAGAUUGCAUUGUUGGGUGCUAUUCAAUCUCUGUUCGAAGCCUCAAUGUACACAUUUGUUUUCCUCUGGACACCGGCUCUCAGCCCAAACGAUGAAGAAAUCCCACACGGCUUCGUCUUUGCAACCUUCAUGUUGGCUUCGAUGUUGGGAAGCUCCCUUGCAGCUCGUCUCAUGGCUCGCUCAUCUCUCAGAGUAGAAAACUACAUGCAAAUCGUCUUUCUAGUCUCCGCUGCUUCUCUUCUGCUUCCCAUUACAACAAGUGUCUUGGUGACUCCGUCAAAGGUGAAAGAGGAAGGCUUGUCAUUAACUUCCUCCAUCCAGCUACUUGGUUUCUGUGUUUUUGAGGCUUGUAUAGGAAUAUUUUCGGCAUCGAUAAUGAAGAUGAGAUCACAGUAUAUCCCUGAAGAAGCGAGAAGCACCAUAAUGAACUUCUUCCGUGUUCCGCUCAACCUCUUUGUCUGCAUCAUCUUGUACAACGUUGAUGCGUUUCCGAUCACAAUCAUGUUUGGUAUGUGCUCAAUCUUCAUAUUCGUAGCUUCUAUAUUACAACGGCGCCUUAUGGUCAUCUCCGAAAACCCAAGUGCGUUACUUCUUCUCUUACGGUCUUAUAAUCUUUUUUUUUUUGCCAAAAUGUGAAUUUUCAUAUUAAUGAAGCAGGAUCGUAAAGAUACAAUAGUUUUUAAACAUUCUAGAAUUUGCCUUGGCAAAAAUAAUAAAAACAAGGCUCGGUCUAGUCAAAAGAGCUUCCAGAUGAAUGGAAGUGGCUGGUGUUGUUACUCAAAAGCGAGCCAAUCUUGCAUUAGGCCACUGAAUUUUCGUUGGUGCCGAUGUCCCAGAAUGAUGUCUCGGACUUGGCGGUCUAUGAUCUUGAACACUUGGGCUGGAUUUGAGUUGUUGUUGUCAUGAAGUCUUCUGUUCCUUGCAAUCCAGAUAUUGUAUAUUGUUGCUUGGGAGACCAGACGUUUAAGGAGCCUAGAGCAAUGUGAGCUUCUUAGCUUAAUCCACUCCGAGAACGCCGUCCAUGUGUGGAAAGCUAGUUGUCUUAGACCCAACCUUCGCAGGAUCAUAUUCCAGAGUUGCCCUGACCAAUUGCAUCUCAGGAAAACAUGGUCUCUGUUUUCAACCAUCGAGUUACAUAGACAGCAGCAAAGAGGAACUUGUAAGCCCCAACUUACCAAUCUUUCCCUUGUAGGGAGACGAUCGUACUGAGCAACCCAGUGAGUGAAAGCUUGUCGUGGUACAGCACCUUUAAACCAGACGGAUGCGGCCCAAUCUUUUACCUGCUCUCGUGGACGGAGUACCUCCCAAGUCUCCUUUGUUGAGAAACCUUUGGUCUUGGACCCUGCAAUCUCCCAGUAGUAAGAGUCUUCAUUGGUUGAAUCUUGAGAUGGCUGGGGCAGGUUGAUAGUGGUAAGAUGAAUUUGGAGCUCCUCAGCAGCAGGAGAGCGCGCUCCCCUAAGGCGCCAACCUUCCUCUACAUAAACAUCUGAGACAACUACAUUUAUUGGAAUAGAAAUCUCAAGAGGACCCCUGAGACCAAAACGCUUAAUCAAAGGCCCUAGAGGAGUCCAAUGAUCCCACCAGAAACUGAUAGUUGCACUGUUACCCAGUUCAGCCCGCAGGAACAGAGCUGCAAGAGGUCUCAGUUUUAAUAGACUGCACCAUGUCCAUGAUGUCGCCUUUUUCUCAUCAAUCUCCCAAAAGUUCCGACCAGACAUUCUGUUUUCUUUUAUCCAAUCAGCCCAGAGCGAGUCAGUACUAUCGAACAGCCUCCAAAUCAACUUCAGACAAAGUGUUUUGUUCCACAAGCCGAAAUCACGAAGGCCUAAUCCCCCUUCACGUUUUGGUAGGCAGACUGUAGUCCAUGAAAUUUUGACGUUAGCGUUUCCUGUGAUCUUACCACUCCACAGAAACUUUGAGCAUAGGGACUGGAUUUGCUUCAAGCACCCUUUCGGUAAUAAGAAAACAGAUGUCCAAAAGUUGAUGGUACCAUAGAUGACGGAGGACAGUAGUUGUUUUCUUCCUGCAAAAGAUAGAGCCUUAGUGGACAAUGCAGUGAAACAGCCCUUAAGCUUAUCAAGCAGUGGUCUAUAAUCGGUAAUCCGGAGAUUCAUGUGCAUCAGUGGCAGCCCCAAACACCUUAUAGGUAAUGAACCAAGUGUGAAUCCUAGACUUUCCAAGUCGUUAGAUUCAUUCUGGUUCAGACCUGCCGUGUAUAGUUCCGUCUUCGCUCUGUUCAUUGUUAGCCCAGACCAGCUUGCAAAAGAAUCGAAAGUCCUUGCAAUUGCUUCCAGAGACGGUUUCUCUCCAUCAAAAAAUACCAUAAUAUCAUCUGCGAAUGCUAGAUGUGUGACACACGGUGAGGAGGCUUUUGGAUGAUACCCAAUAGAUCCAUCACUGAACUUCCCGCGUAGCAUCUGAGAAAAUACUUCAAGAGCUAAGACAAAAAGAUAUGGUGAGAGGGGGUCACCUUGUCUUAGUCCUUUAGUUCCCCUGAAAUAACCACAGAGUUCACCGUUUAUUGCAACCGAGAAACGUGUUGUCGUGAUACACUGCUCUAUUAGUUGCCUAAACAUAGGAGGGAAAUCCAUUGCCUCGAGAGUGUUGAGGAUGAAGCUCCAGUUAAGCGUAUCAAAAGCCUUUCGAAGAUCUACCUUAAGCAUGCAACGCUUUGAGAUUGCCUUCCAGUUAUAACCCUUCACAAGCUCAGUGGCGAGCAGGACAUUUUCUACAAGCAAACGACCUGGUAUGAAGGCAGACUGGACAUUAGAGAUGAGCCUUGGGAGGACCUGCUUUAGGCGGUUUGCAAGAAGCUUUGACGCCACUUUAUAGACUGAAUUGCAACAAGAGAUCGGCCGGAAGUCAGAGAUCUUGCAGGCAUUCGUUUUCUUCGGGACUAAAGUGAGAAUAGUGGAGUUCCAUUGCUGCAGUAAUUGCCCUGUCUGAAGGAACUCGCCUACUGCCUUGAUCAUAUCUGCCCCAACAAUGUCCCAAUGUGCGGUAAAAAACUCCCCCGGGUAACCAUCAGGCCCUGGUGCCUUAUUUUUAGGGAGAGACAUGAACGCCAGCUUGAUCUCCUGAGCACUGAAAGGCGCCUCAAUGAGAGAAAUUGAAAUCGAGUCACAUUUGAUUGGUACCAAUGCUGCAAUAUCUUGCGGGGACGAAAUUGUCGGGACCAAAAUACCUCCGAGCAUGUCCUGAUAGUAGCUUACAGCAUGGGCUUUUAUGGCAUCGAGGUCGUCAAUGAUAAUAUCAUUAUCAUCUAUAAAGAAAACAAUCUGGUUGUGGUCUCUUCUUGCCUUUAUAACUCUAUGGUAGAAAACCGUAUUGGCAUCACCUAGUGUCGUCCACUGUAUCCGAGAACGCUGUCUGAGAAACGAGUCUUCUGCUUUUGCAAGAGUAGACCAUUUUUGGUGAGCAGCUUUCUCAGCUUCUGCAUUUAUCGGUGAAGGACUAGACAGAGUUAAACGUUGGCAGCAGAUUAGAGCCUCAAAAGCCUCAGAAACUCGCUUCUCUAGAUCAGAAUAAUUUUCCUUGCUGAAGUUCCUAAUCACAGGUUUUAACUCCUUCAACUUUUUUGAGACUCGGAGCUGGUGAGAUCCACUGAAAAGCAUUCCAGCACUCUUUGAUUAGAGAAGAGAAAUCCGGGUGCUGUGCCAGGUGGGCAAAAUACUUGAAGGGUCUUUUCUGUUUUGGCUUAUUUUGAUCCAAGAAUACACAGCAGGGGCUGUGAUCUGAGAUACCAGGCUCCCCAAACACUCCAAUGCUUUGUGGGAAGGUCUGCAGCCAUGAAUCAUUGACAAGAAUCCUGUCAAGCUUCUUGGAGAUAUGUCGAUUAGUCCAAGUGAAAGCGUUCCCACACGAGGGAAUGUCGGAGAGGCCGCUGCGAUGAAGGCAAUCACUGAAAUCCCUCAUGCCCCGUUUGCUUGUGUAUUGAUCAUACUUGGAGUGCUCGGAGGGUGAUAUGAUUUCAUUGAAAUCACCCAUUACAAGCCAGGGUCUUCCUGAUAUUUGAGGGUGACAUGAAGAUGUUUCUAUUUCAGACCAGAGGGCGCGUCUUUCCACCUGGUCAUUUGUACCAUAAACAAUCGAGACAAUCAGCUCCAUUUGAUUGUGGGAGAGCUUAACUUUGCAGUUGACAAGUUGCAGUGAUUUGGAAAGAAUUGUAACAGUGACAGAAGGGUGCCAGAUGAUCCAGAUUCUUCCCAUGUCUGAAAACUCAUAAUUGUUUUCACAAAACCAUCCCGGAAGCGUGCGAGAUACUAUAGUCGCAGCAUUAACCGGCUGUACAUGCGUCUCUAUGAGACCUCCGAAAAUAGGGUUAUAUUUCUUCAUCCAUUUCCUAAAACCACGCCGCUUUACAUUAUCAUUAAAUCCUCUUAUAUUCCAACAAAAAAGAUCCAUAAAAGAGGUAAAAAUUUAGAGGGUUGGAGGGCCUCUAGCCCUGGCCUUUUCCUUAUACUUCGAUUGCCUUUUAAACCUUUUAGAGAUCACCUCAAUAUAUUUGUCAUGACCGUCAUUUGAUUUAUCUUCGUCUUCAUCCCCAGAUCCAGUUAGAGAGUCCGGCAGCGAGUCCUCACUGGAUGAAGAGGUGUGAGAAUGGUUUGAUCCCCCAAAUCCAGUGAGAUCAACACAGAUUUCUCCUACCUCUAACUUGUCGCCCGAGGCAGAGAAAGGGUUAGCAGGUAAAGCAUUGUUGAUGGAGGCCUUGGAACAUUCACCCUUUUCCACAGCUUGAGGCUGGUUGUUUGAAAGAGGGAGGUUCUUGCUCACUGAGAUUUCCUUUGCUUUAGGCCGAGUAUCGUUGUUUUGGUUCACAAUAGGUUUGUAAACCAAGUUUCGAGAAGGGGGAUGAGGUCGCUUUAAGAUCAUUUUUCCUUUGGCUGCCUCGUUGUUUUUCCGUGGGCAGUUUGCUGUUGUGUGCUUAGCCGAGUUGCAUACCGUGCAGGUUCUCGGAGCAGACUUACACCUGGAGAUCGUGUGUCCGACCUUCUUGCAAUAUGAGCAGAGUGAUGGCAACCACGGACUUGAUACUGAGAUACAAGAUAUGUCUCCACUCUCGAAUCUCGCAUUCACAUACUCUGGGAUAGGUUUCCUUGGAUCGAUAAUAGUGUAAACCUUCGCCACUUCAAUGUCUGUCAGGUUCUCUGUGGAAGGGUGGAGUCGAACAGGAUGACCCACUAGACCAGCAAUUUCCUUGAGAGCGUCCCGGUUGAAAAAUUGUAGUGGAACACCCGUGAGCUCAAGCCAGACAGGAACCAUUUCAAGCUCCGGUUUAUUCUGCUGUAUGCCGGGGGACCACUUUGCAACGAACAUCGUCUGUCCAUCUAUUUGCCAGAAGCUCUGUGCCAGGAUUCUUCUUCUUGGGUUCGGGCAGGGGACUCGGAAAAGGAAAGCAUUCCCUUCCAUCUUUGAUACUGAAAUAUCACGCCUUUGUCUACUCCAAAUACCGUUGACAAUGGCAUGAACUGCUCCUUUAGGGGGUGAAUCCUCAUAGAAUUGUCCAACAAUAAAACAUUCCCAUGCUUUCUUGUUUUUCUCGACAACGGCGUUUGGGAUAGUCACACACAACUCCCCUGAUUCAAGAGUAAAUGGAGUUUCCUUAGUGGUAAAUGGUAAUGCCUUAGUAUAAGACCUCUGUAUGUUUGUUUACUUGCAGAGGGAGAAGAGCCACUCAGUCCAAUGAAGGAGCGAAACUCAGAAGUUGACCCUCUGAUUAUGUUCCUCUCCCAAUCUAAAUAACUUUUAUCUCCCAAUAACCCCCCUACCCUCUGAUUAUGUUCCUUUUAGUAUUUCUUAGUUUAAUUAAUAUUCAAAAGAAAAAUCUUGUUUUAUUUUUUGAGGGGUAUUUUUCUCUUUUUGGGUUAAACUGUUUCGCUUAAUCAUUGAGAGUAGAAAAGGAAACAGUCAAAAAAGAAAAUGUAAUGUUUUUUUUUUUUUUUAUCCUGGGGGUAUCCCGGGCCUAUGGAAGGGCCCAGACUAAUCCCCAAGGGGAGGUGCAGCCCACAGAUAGAUCCUCUCUCUAGGUAUGCAAAUGAGCCUUAAAGCAUGGACCCAUAUCCGUGUGGGGUGUCCAGAGACAUCAUGAGGUAGUUCCCUCCGGCAGGGUUCGAACUCACAACCUGGGUGCAGGAAUGAGCCCGUACUUACCAUUGGACCAUGAUGUUCCGGACAAAUGUAAUGUUUUUCUCUUGGCUUUUUACGUGUGUGGUCUAGUGAUGCUGAUUUUAUAAUAAAUAUCUUGUACCUCAUUCCAUAUUUCAUCUAACUAAAUUAUAACUAGGUAUGACUAAAACAAAAAUAUAAUUAGAUAGUCAAAAAAAUGGUAACUAUAGAAUAGUUUUCACUUUUUAUCUAUGAUUUUGUUUUUAAUUUUUGUAUAUUAUGAUCAUUAGUGAAAGGUAGAUCACAUAAAUUAAAGGUUCUUUUACCUCAUAGUGACAUAGUCAAAGAAAUCGUAACUACAGAAUAGUUUUCACUUUUUAUUCAUGAUUGUGUUUUGAAUUUUUGUAUACUAUAAUCAUUAGUGAAAAGUAGAUCACAUAAAUUAAAGGUUUUCUUUAUACCUCAUAUAUCAGUUUACGAAUUACGAUAGAUAAACACCUUAAUAAAAGAUACAAUCUAAUCAGAUUUCACUUUUUUAUUUUUUCCAUUUCACAAACAUAGAUUUUAGUGUUUUCAUACAUAUUAAAAACACUAUAAAUGUAUCGUUUCUGUAAUUUUAAUUUUUAAUAUUUUUUAAUCAAUAGUAACUCAAUAAAAUCAAUUAAUUUUCUUGAAGAUUACAACUUUUUUAUAGAAAAUAUAAAAAGUUUAUUUUUGUGAAAUAAUUUUUAAAAAAUUAAUUUUUCUCUAAAACUUUUAACUUAAUAAAACGGAGAAAAUAUUAUUUAGCAAAUUAUAUGAAAAGAGGUCAUAAACUAUAGAAUAUUUCCACAUAAACAGUGACGCACUCACGAAGAUUUAAACCGGGUUCAAUCAAGUAUUGAAAGGGUCAAAAGAUACAGAUGUAUUGAAUCUUGGUUUAGAAAGUUGUAUUGAAUCUUGGUUUAGAGAGUUUAAUAGACACAUUUUGUCAAGUAGGCUGGUAUUUUUUCUCAUUUUAUAUGCAAUUAAAUAAUAUAAGUAUUUGUGGGGGUUAUGUAACACCAUAUAUUUACUAGUACGUCCACCACUGCAUGUAAACACUAUAUUUUUUUUUUUUGAAACUGUUUUUCCAUGUAAACACUAUAUUGUUUCAAUGUUGUUAUCAAUUUGGUUAUAAUUU
Molecule: messenger RNA, 9397 nt
Organism: Brassica napus (rape)
Lineage: Eukaryota; Viridiplantae; Streptophyta; Magnoliopsida; Brassicales; Brassicaceae
Product: molybdate-anion transporter-like
Exons: 6
Coding region: 1807-2766 (319 amino acids)
Biological process (GO): molybdate ion transport
Cellular component (GO): membrane
Molecular function (GO): molybdate ion transmembrane transporter activity
Source: RefSeq, a predicted model, not a curated record